Cladocopium goreaui is the source of this 228-nucleotide messenger RNA. The record is from the annotation of a GenBank genome assembly. NCBI's taxonomy places the organism in Eukaryota, Dinophyceae, Suessiales, Symbiodiniaceae.
GCCAGUGUUGUUGAUGUUGACAACGAAAACGACAAGAAAGAGAAAGAGGAGCUCCGGAGCUAUCUUGAAAGCAUUUCGGAGUCACAGGUCACUGAAGAAAGAUUGCUGGCUUACAACGAGAAGGCUCAGAAGCACUUCUACUACGUGGCCCUCCCUGCACACUUUGCAGCUAUGGAUCGAGAAAGGGAGGAAUUUGAUAAGCAACAGAACGGUGAAGAGUCACCAUGA